Molecule: messenger RNA, 2203 nt
Organism: Dichomitus squalens LYAD-421 SS1
Lineage: Eukaryota; Fungi; Basidiomycota; Agaricomycetes; Polyporales; Polyporaceae
Exons: 15
Coding region: 337-2022 (561 amino acids)
Source: RefSeq, a predicted model, not a curated record
UCUUAGACCGCACAGAAUAUCAGGCGGCCGCCCCCGCGUUCCCGUCAACGCCCAUACGCCCACGCCAGGCGCACCUACUUGUACUGGGCGCGUCCAGGUUGCCACGGCAGGGAACCCGCGCGAAGGAGGGAACCAGGUUCCAAGACAGACCACCACAAGGCCGAUCGCCCUUUUCUGUCCGCCUGAACCUUCUCUACGGCUCGGGACCCCGCCACACGAAGCUUCUCUUCUCUGCUGUUGUCCUGUGGUCCGCUUCGUUUCGUAAAGUAUUUACGUCCCGCAUUCGCUCCCCGAGUACAGUACGACCCGCGCGACUCGCGACCCAAGCAAGCCAAGAUGAGCACAGAGCUGACCCCCGCGCAGCUCGCCACCACUGCGGAACAUCUACUGGCAGCGAAGAUGUUCUCUCUGGCUUCGUGCGUGAUGCUGUUCUACGACAUCACGAUCACCUUCGGGGACGAGGUGGAAAGGAUAUGGAAGCAGCGGUUCACGGGCGCGACCGUCCUUUGGUUCCUCAAUCGCUACUUGUCGCCUCUCGGCUACAUUGUCAUCAUUGUCUCUUUCCAAGAUCCUAACUGGUCCAAGGCCGCCUGCCAACACUACGUCCUCUAUCCCGAGGUCCUCAAGGUCUUCACCACAACCGCUGUCGGCAUCAUCUUCAUCCUACGGUUAUACUCUAUCUACGCAAAGAGCAAUACCGUCCUGUAUGGGUUCACUACUCUCCUCGCUUUGGAGCUUGCUGUCAAAAUUUGGGCAUUCACGGAUGGAACCAUGCUUCAGCUCCCACCAGGUUUCGUCGGCUGCAUCUUGACAGGACGCUCAGCACCGGGCGACCGACUCAUCUACACCUGGGUGGCCGAGCUUGUUUUCGACUCGUGCGUGUUCUUCGCAACGCUGUAUCGUACGAUUCAGCUGUACAGGCGGACGGUCUUUGGGGAGGCCCGCUCGCUCAUUACGGUGGUCAUGCGUGAUGGAAUCAUGUACUUCGCGGCCAUCUUCUUCUCAAAUUUGGUGACCGUCUUGAUUUUCAUCUUCGCCCCGAACGACCUCAAGGUCAUCAAUGCGUCCUUCAGCACUCUUAUCACCAGCUUGAUGGUCUCCCGCCUCAUGCUCAACCUACGGGGUGAGGUGCUCCGACGAGGCCCAGUCAUGUCAAGCCAUCAUUCUGCGACCGGGAUCGUGCGAGACAACGGCGCCCAGUCGUACCAGAUGAGCUCUCGCGAAUUCUCGAAGCCCGAGGCGGGAUGGACGUCAUUCACGUCGUCUAUCGUCGGCAACCUCGGUGCUCCCGUCAUCACGUUCGAGGCGGACAACAGUACGGAUUACGAAGACCUCAACGACGACGACCUUGAUUCCGGAAACUCAUCCAAGUCUCACGACGCCCUCUCGCCCCGUUCGCCCAGGUCUCCAUAUAGCGCUUCUCCACCUUCGUACCAUCCUUAUCCCCCUUCGCCCGUUUCCCCGCACACGGCGGACCCGCUACGCCACAACUACGACGAUCAUUACAGCCACUCACGAUACCACACCGAAAGCUCCGACGACACGAUGGGCUGGACGAUAGUCUCCAUGACCGACCGGAUCGUCGACCCGCCCUCCGCGCUCUCCUCGCCCUCCUACCCGCUCCCGCUCCGCCCCAGCACCAGCCCCGGCUCCAGCCCCCGCACGGUCUCCCGCCAGCCCUCCGCGGAGUCCUCUGGGGGCUCGGGCUCGGGCUCGUCCGCGUCGGCGCUCACCGCGCUCCCCCCGCGCAAGGCGCGGCUGGCGGGGAUGAAGUCCCUGCGGCGCCCGCGCACGAGCGAGAGCGAGAUGUCGGACCGGGACGUGGUGGAGAUGAUGCAGACGCGCUCGUUGCCCGCGCCGCUCGUCGUGCAGGUGACGGAGGAGGUCGUGGUCGAGGAGAUGGCGGGCCCAAGCGGGGCGGAGGAGACGAGCCCCAGGAGCCCGUCGGGCAGGACGCGGCGGCCGUGGCUCGCGCCGCCGUCGUGGAAGCUCAGUCGGGAUGGGCACUACGAGGAGGGAUAGGAGUGUGCGCGUCGGGGAGAGCACGUGGAGUCCUCCCUCGGCUUUCAGACUCGGGGCCUGCGGACGAUGUAGGCCGGAUCUGCGCCUGGAUCUGUAUUCCUUCGUUGCUGCUGUUGUCGCCGUCGUUGUUGUUGUAGCUACUACUUAUCCCAUCGCUAAUUCAUACCCUGCAAGCUGUCUU